AUGGCUUUCGGCAAAAAUGCCAGAAGGGUGUUGCUGGUCCUGAUGGUCAUGUGCGCCACAAGCACGGCAAAAAGGCCUGCAGCCAAGGAGGGCGCUGCUCCUGCCCCCGCACCCGAAGCCGGCGCAUCGGAGGCGUCCGGGGCCACAGGGAUCUUCGACAUAACCAAUGUCGGCGCGACCAGCGAUGGCAAGACGGACUGUUCAAAGGAACUCCAGGAGGCGUGGAAGUCGGCGUGCGGGGCGGCCGGGCAGGCCACAGUCCUCAUUCCAAAGGGAGAAUUUCUGGCUGGCCCUCUCAACUUCAGCGGGCCGUGCAAGGGCGACGUAACCAUCCAUAUCGACGGCACCCUGUUAGGAACCAACGACCUACCCAAGUACAAUGGUGGCAGCUGGAUCAACAUCCUUAAGGUCAAUAACCUUGUCAUCACCGGCUCUGGCACGAUCGACGGUCAAGGCGCCAAUGUCUAUACAAAGGACCCUGCAGAGGCUAAGGCCUUUCCAAACUCGUUGGUGCUAGACUUCGUGAAGAAUGGGACUGUCUCUGGAAUCACGCUGCUGAAUUCCAAGUUCUUCCACAUGAAUAUCUACAUGUCAGAGGACGUGAAGAUCGAGAAUCUGACCAUCACCGCACCUGGGGACAGCCCCAACACCGAUGGCAUCCACAUCGGCGACUCCACUAACAUCAAUGUGACGGACACCACCAUCGGUACCGGAGACGACUGCAUCUCCAUCGGAGGCGGAAGUUCCCACAUCAUCGUCACGGGCGUCACCUGUGGGCCGGGGCAAGGGAUCAGCGUGGGCUGCCUCGGCAGGUACAAGGACGAGAAGGACGUUAGCGAUGUGACGGUCAAGGACUGCGUGCUCAGGAGCAGCACCAACGGCGUCCGCGUCAAGACCUACGAGAACGCGGUGAAGUCUAUCACGGCGUCCAAGCUGACGUUCGAGAACAUCAAGAUGGAGGACGUGGCCAACCCCAUCAUCAUCGACCAAAACUACUGCCCCGAGAAGGUAUGCACCGCGAAGAGCAAAUCCGCGGUCACAGUCAAGGACGUCAUCUUCCGAAACAUCACCGGCACGUCGUCCACGCCGGCGGCUGUCAGCCUGCUAUGCUCUGACAAGCAGCCGUGUAGCGGAGUGGAGCUAAUCGACGUCAAUGUGGAGUACAGCGGGGAAAACAACAAGACCAUCGGGGUGUGCAACAACGCCAAGGGCACUGCAAAGGACACACUCCAGGCCCUCGCCUGCCUCGCCUGA
This is a messenger RNA of Lolium rigidum, 1254 nucleotides long. Its product is annotated as exopolygalacturonase-like. The record is from RefSeq and is a predicted model, not a curated record. Gene Ontology annotation, molecular function: polygalacturonase activity. Gene Ontology annotation, biological process: carbohydrate metabolic process. The transcript has 3 exons. Bases 1 to 1254 code for a protein of 417 amino acids. Lineage: Eukaryota; Viridiplantae; Streptophyta; Magnoliopsida; Poales; Poaceae.